GUGGUCACAUGACCUUGAAAACGCUUUCUUUAUGAUUGAAGGCUACAAGAAAGCAGAGAGACUCACGGAAAUGGCUGACGGAGAAGAAAACCAGAGGCUUUUAAAUGAAAAUGUUUAUGAGGAUGGAACCAGGAGACGCAUGUCCCCGAUCUGUGACCCGAAUCAUUUACUCCACCGCCUCGUCGUCCUUUUUCUGAUGUGCUUUCUGGGAUUUGGAAGCUACUUCUGUUAUGACAACCCAGCUGCUCUUCAGAAACAAGUCAUCCAGGAUAUGGACUUAAACACCUCUAAGUUCAUGCAACUUUAUGCAUGGUACUCAUGGCCCAACGUAUUUCUCUGUUUCUUGGGAGGAUUUUUGUUGGACAGGGUUUUUGGCAUAAGGUUGGGGACAGUCAUCUUUGCACUGUUUGUGUGUGUUGGACAGGUCAUAUUUGCCUUGGGUGCUUUGGUCAACCAUUUCUGGCUAAUGGAAUGUGGGCGCUUUGUUUUUGGCAUUGGAGGAGAGUCGUUGGCUGUCGCUCAGAACACGUAUGCAGUGAAUUGGUUCAAAGGAAAGGAGCUUAACCUGGUAUUUGGCCUGCAGCUCAGCAUGGCGAGAGUGGGAAGUACAGUGAAUAUGAACAUCAUGAGCUGGGUGUAUGAUCAGAUGAAGGGCUUAUUGGGCCGAACGGGUCACUACACUCUCGGAACAGCACUCAUGAUCGCGGGCGCAACAUGUGUCUUAUCUCUGGUCUGUGCUCUGUUGUUGGCCUACUUGGACAAACGAGCAGAGAGGAUCCUCAACAAGGAGCAGGGAAAGACUGGUGAAGUGAUCAAGUUAAAGGAUGUAAAGCACUUCCCCGUCCAACUGUGGAUGAUCUUCAUCAUUUGUGUGGGAUAUUACGUAGCCAUCUUCCCCUUUAUUGGCUUGGGACAGGUUUUCUUCAUUGAAAAGUUUAACUUCUCUCCACCUCAGGCAAGAGCAAUCAACAGCAUUGUGUACAUCAUCUCAGCUCCAGCCUCCCCUUUGUUGGGUUUCAUGGUGGAUAAAACGGGCAAGAACGUCAUAUGGGUUAUGUGUGCUGUGGUCACAACUCUGCUUGCUCACAUGAUGCUGGCUUUCACCUUCUGGAACCCAUGGUUUGCUAUGGUCCUCUUGGGUGUGUCAUAUUCACUGUUGGCCUGUGCUCUGUGGCCAAUGGUGGCCUUUGUAGUGCCAGAACACCAACUGGGCACAGCAUAUGGAUUUAUGCAGUCCAUACAGAACCUUGGUUUGGCACUUAUCUCCAUGGCAGCAGGAGCCAUUCUUGACAGCAAGGGUUACCUCUUCCUGGAGGUCUUCUUCUGUGCAUGCAUCUGCUUGGCUCUGAUAGCGGUGGUGAUGCUUUACCUUGUGGAUUUUGUCCGAGGUGGAGAACUGAAUCUUUCGGCCUCGGAACGUGCCAAACUCCAGAAGAGCUUGUCUGCUGAGUCAGAGUGAUAGGUGUUAAUUUCACUGGCUUCACCCUUCCUGCUGUGAUCUGUCUCACUGGACAUCUCAGCCUGUCAUUCACCCACCAAAGGGCAUUUCUGCACACCUACUCCUCAUCACACUGACCACUCUAAUACCACCACUGGGAUAGAGGGUCCUCUUAAAUAGCCUUCUCCCCACAGAUAGAACUUUUAAUAAUCACUGUUGUGUUUAACCUGGUUUGUAAUAUUGUACAAGCUGAGAGGAGGCUGAGAGAAUCGAUAUGGCUGGUUAGGUCAUGCCAGAGAGGAUGUCCUGCCAAGCCUCUAAACCUGCACCUAAGAACAGCAGGACACUGAAAAUACCACUUCCUUUUUUACUCUUGGUAUCAUUUAGUGGCUGUUCUGUUCACAGACCUUUGCACUGGUGAAUCUUCUCCUACUGGAAAACUUACUGAAAUGUAGCUUUUGCUUCAUCUGUUCACAGGGGCACAGGUUCACAUGCUACAUUUUGGUAUUUCACCCUCUGGGAGAAGCCAUACUUCGCUCUUUCUUAGUUUUAAGGACCGCAGGUCUUUUAUUUCUGGUUUUAUUUUUUUAUAAGAGAUUUAGAAUUUUUUGUUAUUCAAAUUUUUGGUGAAUUUCUGUCACAGAUUUUAUUAUUACAAAUAAUUUUUUUAUGCGAAUAGUGACAAUUCCAUUUGCGUGUAGUAUCUAUUGCACAGUAUUUACACCAGUCAGCCUCUACAUGAAAACCACUCACAGGAAAAAUCAAUAACAUGGCUACCUUGUUACAAUGGCACCUGUCAGGGGGUGGGAUAUAUUUUGCAGCAAAUGAACAGUAGUUCUCGAAGUUGAUGUACUAGUGACAAUGGUGCAUCUCCAAAACAGCAUGUUAUAUGGGCCGUUUCAGGUAUGCCGUGGUUAGUAUUACCAAAAAUCUGCAAGAAAUGUAAAGUGGUCCAUGGAAUGGCAUUGGUUACGAGGUCAUUGAUGCCCAUGGGUACAAUCCUGCAGAAAAGCUUGUUGUAAAAAUUUAAUACUUUAUAUGAUACUUACAGGAUCUGCUGCUAAUGUCUUGGUUGUCAAAUACUACCACACACCUUUUAGAGGUAUAUUUGACAGAUCAGAGCUGUUUUAACUCUAUGGGACCUACAAUAUUAGGUAGGCGGUCGUAAUGUUAUGGCUGACCGGUGUAUUUUCUCUGCAUCAUCCUUUUUAUGGUAUUAAUAAAGUUAAUUGAACAUGGUAUCAUAACUGCAUAUAAUAUGAUAGUUUAUUUUAGUGGACCCCAUAUGCUUUUAAGCAUAUCAGUAUAAUUUUUAUACAUUUCAGACUUUUGGGAAAGUUCAUAUUUGUUACAAUUGUGCAUUAUUGAUAUUAAAAUGGAAAAGUAUCAUUGGAGCGUUCUAUAUAUGCAUUGUUCUUAUUGCAUAAAAAUGUAUACAAAAUGUAUUAAUAUACAAUUUAUUGAUUUUAACAAAUCAUCAUUGGUUAGAAUAAUCAAGAAUUACACACACUUUUUAUUGGUCUGCUGUUAAAUCACUUGUAGGCCAAUGCAGACAGCAAAUAUGAUGCAAAAAAGCUUUCUCUAUCUGCAAACCUCUGCACAUUUGAAAAUGCAUUUCAUUUCAUUUUCUCACUCUUAUAGGACUUUCUUAAGAGCCCAGAAUGUGUUGCAUUUCCUGUUUCUAAAAUGCUCAUGCUCUAAAUUCAAGGCAAAGGAGGGAUUAGGGUGAAAGAGGAAUUUUUUUCAGUUAUUCAUUUUUGCUUUGUCAAACACAUUGUACUAGUUUUCUUGUAUAGCCCAUUUUCUUCACACUGAUUCCUAUACUAACUCACUAACUGAAGGAAGUAAUGAAGAUAAAUCAGCCCUGAUGUUAGAUGUAAAAAUGAUCUUAAACAAAUUAAUUCAUCUUACUUGUACGUUGUAGAUUGGUCAGUAAUUUAGGACCCUUACCUACUAGCUUACUAGUAAAUACAGUUAUCCAAAGCCCAAUCGUAAAGGGGUAAAGUUGAAAAUGAAGAACUGGCAAAUGGCCUGCAAACAGCAUAAACUCAACAAAUCGUAAAUAGGAAACAUUUAGGAUCACAAUUGAAAUAUCAUGGCUUGGGAAGUAAAAAAAAACUGAGCAUUACAUUACAAUGAGGCAGGGAGGUUCAAAGUCUGACUAAAAGAAAUUUGUAGCACAGUGGUUAAGAUUUUUAAGUCCAAGCUGCUACUGCUAAAGCCCUUGAGCAAGAGCCUUAACUCUCAACUGCUCAGUUGUAAAAAUAAGAUCAUUGUAAGCCAUUCUGUAUAAGAACAUCUGCCAGAUGUCACAAAUGUACCUAAUAUUUGUAAAUAAAUUGCAAGGAAAGUUAGUGAGUAUGUCAAAAACAGUAAUGGUAUUUUUUCUUUCGUUUUUUUUUUUUUUUUUUUUUUUUAAUAAAACAAUUCCAUGUAUUCAGGAUGUUGGUCAUGUUCAUGUUGAAAUCUAACUAAGAAACUUUGUGAACCUUCCAAAUAACCAAAUAGUGUCUCUUCUAUCCUAAUCAAAAGGAUCACUUUGUUACUGAGACGGUAAUCUUGAAUCAAAAUGCUUUUUGGCUUCACAUUAAUCGUUGCUUGUGAAGUACUGUUUGCCUUGUAGCAUAAUAAUUGCCAAAACCCUGACAGAAUAUACCUUUGCAUUCUCUGGGAGAAGAUUAAUAAUAAUGGGUUGUUUUGAAAUUUGUCAGUAGUCCCAUUGGGAUUGCGAUUUCAUCCUGCUGUUAAUCGUUUAAUAUGGAAACGAGUUGCUGCAGUAGACUGUCUAAUGAGUUUGAUUAAAAGACCUUAUCAGAGGGUUUAAAAACUCUCACUAUGAUGUUUGAUGUUAAGUCAUGUUCAUGAAUCACACUGAAACCUAUUGCCUCGGGAAGAGGGUCUGGAUUAGAACUAGCAGGUUUUUUGUAUUCAAAAGUGGCCCCAGAGUCUGAGGGGAAAAAUAUAAAUUACACUUUCUUUUACACUGUGUAAACUCUGAGGGUUGGAAGAAGAAAUAAAGGAUGAAGUGAUUUCACAUUG
Messenger RNA from Silurus meridionalis, 4477 nucleotides. It is a transcript of the gene mfsd1, whose product is annotated as major facilitator superfamily domain containing 1. Gene Ontology annotation, biological process: transmembrane transport. NCBI's taxonomy places the organism in Eukaryota, Metazoa, Chordata, Actinopteri, Siluriformes, Siluridae. Gene Ontology annotation, molecular function: transmembrane transporter activity. The coding region runs from base 32 to 1459 and encodes 475 amino acids. The transcript is spliced from 16 exons. Gene Ontology annotation, cellular component: lysosome. The record is from RefSeq and is a predicted model, not a curated record.